AUGACGGCGGUUAAGAAGAGGAGAGGGUCAUCUGCCCGGGCGAAAGGUUCUUCUGCAAAGGAUCCCAAGGUGGACAAGCCCAGCCCUGCAAAGGAUGCAGGUGUAUCUAAUCUGCUCAAGAAGAACUUUCUGUCAAGUCCAUCCACUUGUGCUCAGCUAGUUGAUCAAAUCCGUCAGGCUAGCGAUCUUGCUCCUAGCUGGAUUUCGCGCUUAUUAAAGUCUCCUGGAGAAUCCAAGUUUGAAGCUACCAUGGAUGCGUACAAGCUGUGCUGUUUGGACUGCAAAAAUGGGUUUGCUCCCCUCUAUGCCAUUGGAGAUGAAGACAUUGAGGAGUUCUGCCCUGAUUUGCUCCAUGUUCGAAGUGAGCAGGUCAAUGCUGCGAAUAUGGAAGGAGUUGAAGAGCAGACUGCCGAAGAGGCAGUAACUGAAGAAGGUGGAGCAGAUGAGGAUGAGGCUGAUGAGAUAUGGACAGACUUCGUUGAUCAGGCAGGUGGAGCUGCUAAAAGCGUGGCUGAUUAG
This is a messenger RNA of Prunus armeniaca (apricot), 519 nucleotides long. NCBI's taxonomy places the organism in Eukaryota, Viridiplantae, Streptophyta, Magnoliopsida, Rosales, Rosaceae. The record is from the annotation of a GenBank genome assembly.